AUGACUCCACCUCGACUCAUUAUUCCUAUAAUUAUAUAUAAGGUGAACCAUCGAGACCAAAUGCUGUUUGCUGUUCAUCAACGAUCCCAUUCUAUGCGUUUAGAUGCUCUGGAGAGUUCACAUCCUGUUGAGGUAAAUGUAACUAGUCCUGAUGAUAUAUGCGAAAUUUUCGAUGAUGUCUCCUACUCCAAAGGUGCAUGUCUGAUUCACAUGCUAAACGCUUUUAUUGGUGAAGAGGCUUUUCGUAAUGGCCUACGAAGCUACAUAGACCGACAUUCCUACAGCACUGCGAGCACCCGUGACCUUUGGGCCGCUCUUCAGAUGGUGGCUCCUAGUUACUUGGAUGUGGAGGCCUCAGCUGCCAGCUGGACUUUAUUCAAGGGUUUCCCCGUAGUUACGGUUCGUGCUGUUUAUUACCCUCUUAGUUCUUCUUUCAGGCCACUUUCUUAA
Molecule: messenger RNA, 450 nt
Organism: Protopolystoma xenopodis
Lineage: Eukaryota; Metazoa; Platyhelminthes; Monogenea; Polystomatidea; Polystomatidae
Source: the annotation of a GenBank genome assembly